Molecule: messenger RNA, 3822 nt
Organism: Vicia villosa (hairy vetch)
Lineage: Eukaryota; Viridiplantae; Streptophyta; Magnoliopsida; Fabales; Fabaceae
Exons: 6
Coding region: 1-3822 (1273 amino acids)
Biological process (GO): DNA integration
Molecular function (GO): nucleic acid binding
Source: RefSeq, a predicted model, not a curated record
AUGGCUGACCCUGUAGAAAGGUUGUUGGGUGAUUAUGGUGGAGCAAAUGCACCAGCUGGCCGAAUGACGAUUGUGAAUCAACCGGUGGAUGUGGCUCACUUUCAGCUGCAUCCAGCAACGAUUCGACAGCUGGAGAAGAAACCUUUUUCGGGAAGAAUAAAUGAAGAUGCUAACAAGCAUUUACAAAGGUUUCUUACCAUGACAACUUCUCUGAAGAUAGAAGGACACUCUGAAGAAGCAAAGAAUGUUAGCCAACCUGAAGGAUUAGUGGAUAUGAAAUUGUCAACUCAAGUUGUGAAAAUUGAAGAUCAGUGUGUUGCUACAGCUCAGCAAGUAGAGGAAAUAAACUUCUUGAAACAAAACAACCCCUACUCAAAUACUUACAACCCGGGGUGGAAAAAUCAUCCGAAUUUUUCAUGGAAGGAUCAAUCAGGGAGUGCUCCUAAACAAGGGAUUCCUCCAUACCAAGGUCAACAGUCGCAACAACAGUAUAGACCUCCUCAACAACACUAUCAACAACCUCAGCAACAAGCUCCCAGGAAAGCAGAUUGGGAGAUUGCCAUCGAAAAAAUGGCAGCUCAAAGCUCUCAGUUUCAGGAAGAAACGAGGAGUAAUUUCCGGAAUACGGGUUCUUCCAUUAAAAAUCUGGAAAUUCAGAUGAGUCAAAUAGCACAGCAACUAGCAAACACUCAACAGCCGGGCGCUUUGCCAAGUGCCACAGUUACCAAUCCUAAAGAUCAUAAUAAUAUAAGUGCUAUUGUUACUAGGAGCGGUAAAGGGAAAGGUGUAGUUGAAAAUAAUGAAGAGGAAGAGAACCCAUUGUUGGAGGUAGACUUAGAGAUAAGAGAAAAUGAGCCAGAAGCUGAGGAAGUGGUGGUGAUGGAACCGACUCCGAAAGAGAAUGUGGUUGAACAAAAACAGCAACCGGCAGUAAAACUUCCUUUUCCAGUACGGAAUAAGAAAAAAGGACAACAUGAGAAGAAUUUUGAAAAGUUCCUGGAGGUGUUCAAGAAGCUGGAGAUUAAUAUCCCAUUCUUGGAGGGUAUGAAGAUUCCUGUAAAGAAGAAAGAUCGAGGUUCCGUAACUAUCCCUUGUACAAUUGGGGAUAGGUCAUUCAAGAAAGCUCUAAUUGAUUUGGGAGCAAGUGUGAGCCUUAUGCCUUUAUCUAUCUACAAGAGAUUGGGGAUAGGUAAUGUACAAGAUACAAGAAUGACACUCCAGUUUGCUGACCAUUCUAUUAAAAGACCUUAUGGAAUAGUAGAAGACGUGCUGGUGAAGAUUGAUAAAUUUGUGUUCCCAGUGGAUUUUGUAAUUCUAGAGAUGCCAGAAGAUGAGGAGAUCCCUAUUAUUCUAGGAAGGCCAUUUUUAGAGACAGGGCGAUGUUUGAUAGACAUUGAAGAAGGCACAAUGACUCUGAAAGUUUAUGAUGAAGAGCUGAAGAUUGAUGUACGCAACACCAUGAAGUACAAGGAUGAUAUAGCAACUAGUCAACACAUUGAGGUGAUUGAUCAAAUUUGUACUAAUGAGAAUUCUUUGCAGCUACAACAAUUACCUUUGGAAAGAGUGUUGAGCUCGUCUGUGUGCAAUAAAGAGGAAGCCGUUGAUGAAGAAGAAGUGGGAGUUGUGGCUAUGAUGGAGACAAGUCCCAUAGUAAAAAGUUCUAGACAAAACCGGUGGGAGGAUCUUAGACAACCUUUGGUUGAAGAAAAAAAAGAGGAACCUAAGAAGGGUGCUGAAUUGAAACAACUCCCGGAGAAUUUAAAAUAUGUUUUCCUUGAUGCUGAAAGUAGGUGUCCUGCUAUCAUAAACUCACACCUUGAACGGGUGCAGGAAAGUAAGCUGGUAGAAGUGUUAAAGAAACAUAAAAGUGCCAUGGGGUGGUCUAUUGAAGAUUUAAAAGGGAUCAGUCCUACAAUGUGCAUGCACAAAAUCCUCAUGGAAGAUGAUCACAAACCAGUGGUCCAACCUCAGAGGCGUCUGAAUCCAGCCAUGAAAGAGGUUGUGAGAAAAGAAGUUGUUAAACUCUUAGAUGCUGGGAUGAUUUACCCAAUAUCUGAUAGUGCUUGGGUGAGUCCGGUUCAUGUUGUGCCCAAGAAGGGAGGGACAACCGUAAUAAAAAAUGAGAAGAAUGAGUUGAUCCCUACAAGGACUGUUACAGGGUGGAGAGAUAAAGAUUUCACUUUUGAUGCUGAAUGUGCGGUGGCUUUUGAGACAAUUAAGAAGAAAUUAGUCUCGGCACCCAUUGUUGUAGCCCCUGAUUGGUCUCUACCUUUUGAGAUCAUGUGUGACGCCAGUGAUAUUGCUGUAGGGGCGGUUUUAGGACAGCGAAGAGAGAAACUGCUUCAUGACUCUAAGCCAAGACUUUUGAGGUGGAUUUUACUCCUUCAAGAGUUUGAUGUUGAAAUUCGAGAUAAGAAGGGGUGUGAGAACACUGUAGCUGACCACUUAUCUCGAAUGACACCAAUAGACGAGACAGAAGAAAAACGCCCGAUCAAGGAUGAGUUCGCUGACGAACACAUCUUGGCAGUGACGGGUGUACCUUGGUUUGCAGAUUAUGCUAAUUAUAUUGUCGGUGGUGUCAUCCCUGACGAUUUUGACUCUAACCAAAGGAAAAAGUUUGUUCAUGAUUGCAGGUUUUAUCUAUGGGACGACCCGUUCCUAUACAAAAGAGGAGUCGAUGGUUUGAUCAGAAGAUGUGUCCCUGAAAAUGAGCAGGAAGAAGUGUUGAAGGCAUGCCAUGCUUCUGAUUAUGGGGGACAUUUCAGUGGUGAUCGAACAGCGGCGAAGAUUCUGCAAUCAGGUCUAUAUUGGCCCACUAUGUUUAAGAAUGCUCAAGAGUUUGUGAGGCAUUGUGAUAAGUGCCAAAGGACAGGAAACAUAUCCAAAAGAAACCAGAUGCCUCAGAACUCGAUGUUGGAAGUAGAGUUGUUCGAUGUUUGGGGCAUAGACUUCAUGGGACCAUUUCCACCUUCAUUUGGAAAGAAUUAUAUUCUAGUAGCGGUGGAUUAUGUAUCCAAAUGGGUCGAAGCGGUUGCUCUACCUUCAAAUGAUGCUAAGGUGGUGGUGAAGUUCUUGAAAGAAAACAUUUUUGCUAGAUUUGGAGUACCGAGAGCUCUAAUAAGUGAUGAAGGAACGCAUUUCUUGAAUCAUCUUAUGGAACGACUACUCCAAAAAUACAAUGUGAAACACAAGAUAGCCACAGCGUAUCAUCCUCAAACUAGUGGGCAGGUUGAAGUUUCGAAUCGACAACUAAAACAAAUUCUUGAAAAGACGGUAAAUUCCUCUCGGAAGGAUUGGGCAAUAAAGCUGGAUGAUGCACUGUGGGCCUACAGAACAGCUUUUAAAACACCGAUCGGAAUGUCGCCGUAUCAGCUUGUGUACGGGAAAGCAUGCCAUUUGCCUUUAGAGUUAGAGCAUAAGGCAUUCUGGGCAUCAAAGUUUCUCAAUAUGGAUCUCUCUAAAGCGUCAAGUUCUAGACUUCUCCAACUCCAUGAGUUAGAAGAAUUCCGCAACCAAGCAUAUGAAAAUGCCAAGCUAUACAAAGACCAGACAAAGAAAUGGCAUGAUAGUAAGAUCGUGAGGAAAGAAUUCUAUGAAGGACAACUGGUCCUCUUGUACAACUCAAGGUUGAAACUAUUCCUGGGAAAGCUUAAAUCUAAAUGGUCCGGACCUUUUGUUAUUACCCAGGUGUUCCCUCACGGAGCAAUCGAGUUGAAAAACUCAACCAAUGGAGACACUUUUAAAGUUAAUGGACAACGAUUGAAGCCGUAUUUUCAGGGCCAAUCAAAGGGACAAGUGGAUGUCAUGCGUCUUACUGGGUGA